Messenger RNA from Polypterus senegalus (gray bichir), 7859 nucleotides. RefSeq names its product myomesin 3 (gene myom3). The transcript has 37 exons. The coding region runs from base 219 to 4490 and encodes 1423 amino acids. Gene Ontology annotation, molecular function: protein binding. The record is from RefSeq and is a predicted model, not a curated record. Lineage: Eukaryota; Metazoa; Chordata; Cladistia; Polypteriformes; Polypteridae.
ACAAGGGGUGGCUAAGCAGGGAUGCUAUAUUUACCUCCUUCUGUUGGAUGUGUAGCAUGAACUGAAUUCUUUGUCAGCGAGGUUUUUCUGUAUCUGAUGUCAUCAGCUGUGAGGGGACUGCAGCCUCGUCCUUUGUAUUUCUCGAGGACAACAAGUCACUUCUGCUCCCUAAAGAUUGGACUUUUACGUCGUUUCAACAAUUAAGCUACACUGCUAUUAUGGCCACUCAAUCUGUGAUGUAUCGGAAUCAAGAGCUUUCUACCCAUGAAAGGAGUCAGAGUCUCCAGACAGCUUCUACAACCACAAAGAAGAAGUUUAAGUCAAGCGAGGAAGAUGUUGAAACUCAAGCAGUUUUUCCUUUUGUAUCUCCUGAAGUACUAUCCUUGAAUGAACUCUUAUCUCUGAACUCUACAAGUCCAGUGAAAUCAUGUAUUAGGCAUUCUUCCAAAACUGCAAAGUACCAGGGGAGACAGAAAAGGAAACUUUUUGGCAAUGAGCUGGAGAGUGUUGAAGUUGAAGUGAUAGAAACUAACAAGAUCAUCAGGCUCAAAGCUGACCGACAAGCAAUUCGAGCAAAGGCAGAGGAGAAGGCCACUCUAACAAAGAAAUUUAUUGAGCAAAAACAUCAGCGGUCCCCAGAAAUCAUGAUCCCUCUGCGCUCCCACAGCGUCUGGGAGAAAAUGAGUGUGAGGCUCUCCUGCACUAUUCUGGGGCGGCCAGUGCCAAAGGUCAAAUGGUACAAGAAUGGAGUUGAACUAAAGCCAUCUGUCUGCCCUGGGAAAUACACCAUUCACAACCAGUAUGGGCUGCACAUGUUGGACAUCAACAGAUGUAACCUUGAUGACACUGCAGAAUAUAGAAUCGUGGCAGUAAAUGGUCUUGGAGAAGCCAGCUCCUAUGCUACUGUCCUCGUUAAGUCACAUGAAGACAUGUAUUGCGGAUCACAGUCCAUGAAAGACGUUGCUCCAGACACCAGGGUGGAAGCUGAUUUUGAUGUCACAUUCAAAGCAUUGUUUCCAAGAGAGGGAGAGACUUUAACACUUGCCUGUACAUUUUCUUCAGAGUUAUUGGAACAUCAGGAAUGUCUUGCUUGGUUUAAGGACGGCAUUCCUCUGAAGGAGACAAAGUGGUUGCAGCUCCACACCUCUCCCCGCCUGGCCUCCUUGAAGAUUUCUCACAUUUACAAAGAGGACGAGGGGCUGUACUCCAUUCACCUGCCAACACACACUGGAGUGAAGUGCCAUAAUGCCUAUAUUUACGUUAGAGAUGCAGUAGCAGAUGAAGCAGGAGUACCUGGAUCUCCACUGGAUGUGCAGUGCACUGACAUAAAUAAAGAUUAUGUUUUUCUUACUUGGAAACCACCAAGUGCAGAUGGAGGAAGCCCGGUGACAGGGUACUAUGUUGAAAGAUGUGAAAGAGGAACUGCAGAAUGGGUUCAGUGCAAUGAUGAGCCCCAUAAACUCUGCAGAUUUCCACUGCAAGGUCUUACAAAUGGGAAAACCUAUUACUUCCGAGUGCGGGCUGUGAACAAAGUCGGGAUUAGCCGGCCAUCUAUGAAGACCGAACCAGUGACCAUAUCAGAUCCUUUAGAAGCAGGGAGAAUCAUGGUCAUUGACCUGGACCAUGGCAAGCAGAUCACAGUAACAAAAGAUGAAAUUGAAGGUGACAUCCGAAUUCCAUUACCCCCUACUCAAGUGCAGGCCAGUGAGGUCAGCGGCAGCUACAUUGUACUAAACUGGAUGGAGCCAGACCCCAGGGGCAGAGAACCGCUCAACUAUUAUGUAGAAAAGGCAGAAGCAGGAAGCGGCAGAUGGCAGAUGGCCAACUUUGAGAUUCCAGUCAGUUCUCCGAGAUUCCCAGUUUUCGGCCUAAACAAAGACAAGUCUUAUCAGUUCCGUGUCAAAUCUGUGAAUAAGUAUGGAGUUAGUGAGCCAUCUCUUCCAAGUGAGCCCAUCCAUCUGAGAGAUACAUUUGUAUGCCCUCCACCACCACGAGAUGUUGUGGCCUGUAGGAAUACAAAUACAUCUGUUGUUCUGCAGUGGAAAUGCCCACAGACCCAAGAAGAAAUUGGUGGCUACUACAUGUAUAGUCGCCAGGCUGGAAGUAACGAGUGGGUAACAAUAAACAACAAACCAGUGACAUGCACACGAUUUACAGUUGAUGGUCUUCUGCCUCAAAAAGAAUACACUUUCCGAGUAAAGGCAGUGAACACCGCUGGCACCAGCGAAUUCUCUGAGGAAUCAGAGCCCAUCCUUGUGAAGGCUGCAAUAUCGACUCCUUCUCCUCCUCUGGACAUUGCCCUGCUCAGCUGUGGACGCAAUGACAUGGUGAUUGGGUGGAAGGUCCCAAAGUUUACUGGCGCAGCUGAAAUCCAAGGAUACUUUCUGGACCAAUGUGAUGUUUCUGACCAAAUGUGGCAGGAAGUGAACAUCAAACCCCAUGUGACAAGAGUUUUCAAGAUAAAAAAUCUUCAGGAAGGUCACUUCUAUCAAUUUAGAGCCAUGGCUGUGAAUGCUGCAGGUGUUGGAGCCCCAUCAAAGCCCAGCAAUCCAUUUCUGUGCAGGGAAUGGACAAUGGCACAACCUGGUCCACCAUAUGAUGUGGUAUGUCGAGAGGUUCGAGAAAAUUCAUUGGUGCUUAUCUGGGAGCCACCUAUCUAUACUGGCCAGAGUCCUGUCACUGGCUACUUAAUUGAAACACGUAAAGCAGGAUCUGAGGUGUGGACGGCAGUAACGACUGAGCAAACACAAAAAACAUGGCUGAAGGUAUCAGACCUGGAAAGUGGCCAAACCUACGCAUUCAGAGUUUCUGCGGUCAAUUCAGCAGGAGCUGGUGAAUUUUCCAUGCCUUCCCAAGACGUGUGCAUUGAAACCAAAGCAGGUUUGAAAGACAUUGAAAUUGGUGUAGAUGAAGACGGCUUUAUAUUCCUGUCAUUCCAAACACCAGAGACGAGUGACUCCUCUCAGGCUCAAUGGAUGAAAAACUACAAAGAUGAUCUAGAUGCUGGAAGGGUCCAGAAAGUAGCAGAAGGCAACAGAUCAAAAUUGGUGUUUAAAAAUCCUUCUGAAGAUGACCUCGGCCUUUAUACUGUAGAAAUGUUGGAUGCUGAUGGAUUCUCCUCCAGCUACGACUUCACUAAAGAAGAUCUUGAAAGGAUGUUGAAGCUCAGCUGGGACGUAAGAAAUCCAUUGAUAGGAAUGAAAUCUGACUGGGCAGUCGAUGUCCUGGACAAUGGCACCGUGAGGCUGUGGCUGCAGGUUGAAAAGCUGAGCCCAUCUGCAGAGUUGAAGCUGAUUUUCAAUGACAAGGAGCUCUCCAGUACGCCUGCACGCAAGAUCAACUUUGACAGAGCUAAUGGCUUACUUGAAAUUCUGAUUGACGAUUUCUCUGAGGCUGAUGAAGGUUCCUACACUGCCCAGCUUAAAGAUGGCCGAGCCAAGAAUCAAUUCACUUUAGUGCUGAUAGAUGAGUGUUUUAGAAAAACACUGGCUAAGUCAAAGUUUAAUAGACAUGACUGGAAAAGGAAGAUGGGGCCUUACUUUCUCGAGCCUCUGUCCUGGAAAAUCACAGAUGAUUGUGAGCUUCUUAUUUCAUGCAAGGCCACCAACCUGAAGAAAGAAAGCAUUCUGAAAUGGUUCAAAGAUAGGAAGGAGCUUUCAGACUUUCACUUCAAUCCCCAGGAUGGCCAGAGCUCCUUACUUCUGAAAGAGGUUACAAAAGUGCACAUGGGAGAGUAUAAAACAGUGCUGUCAGACACAAGAGGGGAAGACACCAGUCUCUUAAAUUUGGGAGAUGAAGAUUUUAAGAUGGUUCUCAAGGAGCUGUGCAGAGUUGCUGCUUUAUCUGCAAGUGGACUGAAGAUCCAGAGCACUGCAGAUGGCUUCCAGCUUUAUUGCUCACUGAAGUAUUAUUUGGAAGACAUUAAAACAAACUGGCGACUCAAAGAGAAGAAGUUAGAAGAUGAUAAGAGAAUAAAGAAAGGAAGCAGCAUUCACAAAGUAUGGAUUGACAUUUUCAACCCCACUGAAGCUGACAAGGGAAAAUAUGUGCUGGAACUAUGUGAUGACAAACAGACGUACCUAAGGACACUGGACCUGUCUGGGCACGUUUUUGAUGAAGCUUUUGAAGAAUAUCAGAGGCUGAGGCAAGCAGCAAUUGCAGAAAAAAAUCGAGCCAAAGUGACUAAAGGUUUACCUGAUGUGGUGGCUAUCAUGGAAGAUAAGACUCUGUGUCUCACUUGUGGCUUUGCUGGAGAUCCCAUCCCUGAAAUCAACUGGACAAAGAAUGACAAGCAAAUUAUUGUGGGAGACCAGUACAAAAUAAUUAAUGACUCAAACAGCAGUGCCAUAACAAUAAACAAAGUGUCAUCUGAUGAUUCUGGCAAAUACACCAUUCAUGUAAAAAACAAAUACGGCACAGAAGAGGCAACCGUCACUGUCAGUGUCUACAAGCAUGGCGAGACACCCAUAGAAGGAGUUCUCCUGAUUUAGGGAUAUGUAUACUUUCUCAUGAGGGAAAAUGAAAAGUGGAUAAUGUAUGUUUUCAUCAAUGGAAGUUUAAAUCAAAAGUAUUUUGUCUGAAGAAACAAUAUAUUUAAAAUCAUGUGGGAUUAACAGAGGAGUCAUGAAAAGCUGGUCUCUAUUUAUUUGAAAGUGUUGUGAACUUGGUUUACUUCUUAAAGGUCAAACUGCAUAUAAUAACCAAGAAACAAAAAAGUCAGCAUGUAGUGGUUUAGGCUGCAGGGAAAAAAAACAUUUCCUAAGUCUUAUGAAUAAUAUGAAUCCUAAACUUUCUCUCAAGACUAAAAAAUAAAAUUGCAUUUUAAAGAUGAAAGUUCCCUUUUCACCUAGCCUGACAAUUAGACACCUUUUCCAGUUAGUGUAAUACAGAUGUCACAAAAUGAAUGAGAUUUAUAUUAAAGAGAACAGUAUUUACAAAAUUAUUAAGUUUUAUUGCAUGUUAGUACUUCUGUUCUUUGGAUGCUGUCUCAUGAUUUUCAAUCAUUAAUUUCAUGCCAGAUCUCUUACAUAAAUCUAUACACUAAAUAAUAAAAUACAUUAAGAAUAUUCUUGCCAGGUUGAGUAUUAAAAUAAAAAACGUUUUUGCUUUAUAUUCGCAGGAAGAAUAAAAUAAAGAAUGAGCAAAAACAACUGAAGCAGAAAAUGAUGAUCAGUUCAUCAAGUAGCUUUCUUAGCAUACAUCACACCUAUAGACUGUAACACAUGACAACUUCAAUUUAAAAAAAGCGUUUUACCUAUUUACAUCUUCACAUAACAGAGUCUAACAAUCAGUAAAUAAAGAAAGUAUUCUUUCUUUUAUACUUGUCGCUUAUUGUCUCUUCUUUAGUUCCUAGUUUCUAUGCUACCACUAGAAAGAGCACCUUGAAUACAUCCUCAUCUGCUGAUCUGUUCUUUUUCCAAGAAAAAAAUACCCACUUAAUUAUAAUAACAAAUCCUAUACUUCCCCUUCUCAUUCUCUGUUCUUUUCUUCUGGUUACAUUUUCUCUCUCCUCUUUCUAAAUAGUGUGUUUUCUUUAAUAGGAGCUCCAUGAUUUUCUCCCCUUGCCACCCCUUGUCUUCUUCACCUAUCAUUAAUUUUUUUUUUAAUUUCACAUUGCUGACCUCCACUUCAUAAUCUUUUGUCUUUCAUUUUAAUAGCAUAUGAAUUCCUGUACUCUUCCACAUUCUCCUUUUCUUCCACAUUCUUAGCAUCUGUUACCUUCCUGUAGUUCACUGCUUUGAUUUCUUUGUCCUCUUCAUCAAGUUUCCCCCCACCCCAGCUUUUGGUGACUUUCAUCUCAUGUUUUUCCUUUCCUUCUGUGUUUCAAUGUACCUAACUCUGCAGGACCUAUGACUAGCUAUGCAACACUUGGAGCCACCAGGGGGCACUCCAGCUCUCCAGGCGUCUGACACAAAGGCUCAGACACAAGUGUAAAAGCACAAAGAGAAUUUUUAUUGUAGGAAACUCUUCAGUAAGCGUUUCCCAUACCACAACCAUCACAGUAAGCACUCCGCAAUAUUGUUGUCUUCUUUUCCUCUGUCAUGAUCACUGCCUCGACUCCUCACAAGCGUUGGUCUCCUUCCUCCUGAGUCUGGCUCUCAGAACAGUGGCAGGUAGGGAUGCCGGCUGUCCUUCAUACACUAUUUAAUUUUGUGCUAUUUCACCUGUAUUUGUGGCUUUUAAGUAUCUAAAAAAAACCCAAUGUUUUAGACAUGAAUCAGGGUACAAGAAUUAAGUGAUCUGCAAAAAGAUUAACAAAUAAAAUUAAAUUACAGAAGAAAAUUAAGCAAAUAGCAGCAUCAGAUUUCUCAGUACAGGAAAGUGGGUAAAGUACAGAACAGUACCUAACUUCAAAAAUAGUGUUAACAUGAGAUAAAAAUGAUGUGUUAAACUGAAUGGUAGUUACGCAGAAUGAAAGUAAACAAGUGUUUGAGUUGGGAUUUGAAUGUUGAAACUAAAAAGCUUCACGGUAGAUGUUAGCAGGGAGGUCUGAGUUGGAACUGUGUACAAAAAUGACAAAGAGUGUUCAAAGAGGACAGGAAUAACAAAUUAUACCAUGUUCUUUUUGCCUUACUAGAGCAACACAUUGGAGUUCACUGAAUGUAAUAAUUAUGAGUAAAAGUUAUCAAAGUUGAGCCCAUCCACUCAUCCAUGUGUGUAAGAAUAAGAAAUUAAUGAACCCUGAUAAAAGAAAGUAAAAACAAAAUGCUUAACAUUUCUCCACUUUUAAUAUGAACCACCUUUUUCUUUUUUAGUGGUAGUGAUUCAUGUGAAAGGCCUUAUAUAAAAUUAUUAUGAACAGGUGGCAGACUGUCAUAGUGGUUAACACUGAAGCCUCACAGAUCAAGGAGAUUGGGUUUGAAUCCUAGCCCAAUUACUGUCUGUGUGAAGUUUGCAAUGCUUCUGUAUGUCCAAGUGGGUUUUUCUUUUGGUACUCCAUUUUGCAUGCCACCUCACAAAAGAUAUCCAAGCUCAGUUAACUGAAAACUCUAAAUUAGCCCAUUUUUAGUGUACCCAACAGGGAUGUUCCCUUGCUUGUAACCAGUGUUGCUAUUCACAAUUCUCAUUCAGAUUACCAUAUAGAAAAAACUGACUGAAAGCACAUACUGUACAGACAUAAUUGAAGCACUUGAUAUCUACUGGUAAUCCCAGUUGGCAUUGCUAAAUUACUAAAAUUUCAACCUAGCAAGAGGUCAGUCACUGCCUUCAAAUGAAUGAAUUCUUUAAUUCAGUGGCUUCCUUCUUCCUUGAGCAUCUAGAGCCCAGAUUGCUUGACUAUAUGAGUUUUACGUACCCAAGACGUUGAUUGCUUCCUCUACUGUGGCCUACCAAUUCACUUUAUUUAUACUUUUGCUUUUAAGUAACUUUCAAAUGAAUGUCUUUAAUAUAUACAAUCUCACAAAUACAUUUGACCAGCAGCUGUGCAGUUUAAAAUGCCCUAAAUCAUUAACUAAAGCAGGAGACAGGAAUAUUGCAAAAGAAAUAAAACUGGUACUCAAAUUGAAGUUUAUGUAUAUGCAUAUACUUAAUAAGAAAUAAUGGAUUAAGUGAUUAUUUUUAUCAAGUAAAACAUACGUAAACAUUGCUUGUCUUUACUAUUAGAUUGGUGACUAUAACUAUUUCAAGUGAUAUUUUUUUCUCUGUUAUAUUAAGCCAAUAAACCUUGCAUUCUUCCUGACUAGGCAACCGAAAAGUGCCAAACAAACAAAAACUAUAAACUAUGUUAAUCUGCUUACUUGCACUUUAUCACUACCAGAAACAGUUAAAUAACUAAAAUAUGUAACUAUUAACAGAUGAAGGUGAGAAGGUUGUAACUUGUAUGCCUAAUGGUGCUUAAAAUAAAGUGAUGUUUAAUUCCA